AUCAGCAAGUGCAGUCAGAGCGCAGAAGGACAAUCACGACAUCCUCUCACGGAUAAACUCGAGACUUUGACAUUUUCUCCAGUUAUCGGAAUCUCUUCACCAAAGGCUACAUUUAAAAGCAUAGGAGCACCAAAACAUAUCACAAGGAUUGUCACUGCUGUUUUGUCCCACAAGUGGCAAUAGUGAAGACGUACCAAGAUGAGUGUGAACAUGAAUGACUUCAAUGACAUUUUGGAUGCACUGGGUGAUCUGAACUUCUCAACCCUUGAUGAUAAUGUCUCCCAUGUGGAAGUCUGUCACAGCACCUUCAGCCAGAGGGCUUUGCUUUAUGUCCUCUCUAUUCUCUACAUCUUCCUCUUCAUCAUCGGCAUCGCCGCCAAUGCUCUGGUGGUGUGGGUGAACAUACGAGCUGAAAGGAAACGUUAUGAGACUCACCUGUAUAUCCUCAACCUUGCCAUCGCAGACCUCUGCGUAGUGGCCACUCUUCCGGUCUCGGUUAGUUCUCUGCUUCAACUCGGCCACUGGCCCUUUGGAGAUGCCAUGUGCAAAAUUACACAUCUAAUCUUCAGUGUCAACCUCUUCAGCAGUAUAUUUUUCCUUACAUGCAUGAGUGUGGACCGCUACCUGUCCGUGAAACUUUUAGGAGAUGGUCCCAGUCAGAGGAAGAGAAGGAUCAGGCAGCUAAUCUGUGUUGGCGUUUGGCUGCUGGCAUUCUUUGCUGCCCUCCCUGAAACAUAUUUCCUCCAGGCUGAGAAAUCAAGCCAUUCAGACAGCAUCAUAUGUAAACCUAUGUACCCGGUGGACAGCAUUAAGGAGUGGACAGUUGGAAUCCAAAUGAGUUUCUUCAUGCUCGGCUUUGCCAUCCCCUUCCCCAUCAUUGCUGUGUUCUACGUCCUCCUGGCAGGUACCAUCCAACCCUCAGCUGACCAGGAGCGUUGUAUCAGUCGUCGCCUCAUCUUCACCUACAUUGUGGUCUUCCUAGUGUGUUGGCUUCCUUAUCAUGGAGCUCUACUGCUUGACACUCUAGCUUAUCUCAAUGUGCUUCCUUUCAACUGCACACUGGAGAACGCUCUCUAUGCAGCACUGCAUCUCACCCAGUGGUUCUCUCUCCUUCACUGCUGCAUGAACCCCAUCAUCUACAACUUCAUCAACAAGAACUACCGUUACGACCUUAUGAAAGCCUUCAUCUUCAAGUAUUCUACCAAAACUGGCCUCGCUAGGCUUAUCGAUGCCUCACGUGUGUCUGAGAUAGAAUACUCUGCCGUGGAGAACCAGGGACCAUUGUGAACAUUCUAUGAUGGCGUUGUUCAACAACAACCUUGUAAUCACAAAGAUAAACAGGGAACAGUCUUCUAAAUCUCUCUGGAUGUUUUGCUGUUGAGGCAUUACCAAAUUAGAUUUGUAAAAUAGUGGAACAAGUUUGUAUACAUACGGUUUGCUUACCUUUAUAAACAGAUGAGUGUUUACUCCUUUUGUACAAUUUUAUUACAGUUAUAGAUGUAUUGAGAAAGCACUUGUAUUGAAUUGAUUUGUAAGCGCAUGUAAGCCUUAUAACUCUAGCUAGGCUUCUGAGUCAGUGAAAUUGGUGGAAAAGGUCCCUUCCUGUCUUGGAGCCACAGAGAGACUCAUAAAACCCUUUCUCCACUGUGACUUUUCUACAUCUGCCGGAAAGACUCCAAUAUGCCUACAUUAAAUAAAGGUCAUGUUUUCAUACACAUUAAUGUACAGUUAUGUUAUAUCCGGUCAAACAGAGGGGUAUAUUGAAAACCUGAACAACUUUAUUUGGAAAGAUACAAGUCCAAAUCAAGACUGGAUAUAGGUUUUGUUGAUUGAUGUUAUGCUGUAUGAUAUGCUUGUCGAAAAUGAUACACUUUUUUGAUAAGUUGUACAUUUCAAGAACAAUGCUAGCAGCAUUUGUAAAUGUUUUGUAAAUAAUAUUAUAUUUAUGUACUCAGUGUUUUGAAUUAUUUUUUGACAUCUAAAAAUAUGGCGUUAUAAUAAAAGCUGUAUCAAACUUC
Molecule: messenger RNA, 2018 nt
Organism: Carassius carassius (crucian carp)
Lineage: Eukaryota; Metazoa; Chordata; Actinopteri; Cypriniformes; Cyprinidae
Product: atypical chemokine receptor 3-like
Exons: 2
Coding region: 199-1287 (362 amino acids)
Biological process (GO): G protein-coupled receptor signaling pathway; vasculogenesis; chemotaxis
Cellular component (GO): membrane
Molecular function (GO): chemokine binding; coreceptor activity; G protein-coupled receptor activity
Source: RefSeq, a predicted model, not a curated record